UGCUGGACACUCUCACAAUCGUUGAACAAAAUCAAAGCUUUCAAGAAUGGACUCAAGACCCUUGCCACAAGGAUGGAUAGCUCAAUACGAUCCAAACACCCAGUCAUAUUAUUAUAUACAAGAACUGGCGUUUCUCAAUGGCAUCAUCCAGCCGGGCCACCACCUCCGCCAGGUCCUCCAGGACCAUAUACCGGCGGAUAUAAUAAUAACCUACCGCCUCCAUAUCCCGGAGCUGCUCAGUCAUAUCCCUCAAGUUCGUAUCCAGGCGAAGCUGCUUCUUAUUCACCUUCGCCAUCUACUGCUCCUCAAAAUUCAGAUGAAAAGCCCUCAUCGCAAACCACAACCGAUAAGAAACUCGGUAGUGACAAAAAAAAUAUGCUUGGGGCGGCUGCUUUAGGUUUGGGAGGUGGAGGGGCUUUGG
Molecule: messenger RNA, 421 nt
Organism: Acaulospora morrowiae
Lineage: Eukaryota; Fungi; Glomeromycota; Glomeromycetes; Diversisporales; Acaulosporaceae
Source: the annotation of a GenBank genome assembly